Messenger RNA from Mus caroli (Ryukyu mouse), 2228 nucleotides. It is a transcript of the gene Eme1, whose product is annotated as essential meiotic structure-specific endonuclease 1. Gene Ontology annotation, cellular component: Holliday junction resolvase complex; nucleus. The record is from RefSeq and is a predicted model, not a curated record. Gene Ontology annotation, molecular function: crossover junction DNA endonuclease activity; DNA binding. NCBI's taxonomy places the organism in Eukaryota, Metazoa, Chordata, Mammalia, Rodentia, Muridae. Gene Ontology annotation, biological process: mitotic intra-S DNA damage checkpoint signaling; resolution of meiotic recombination intermediates; replication fork processing.
GGGAUAGAUCUACUUCCGGGUCUUGCGGACAAUUCAAAGAGCGGCGGGAGCAGUAGCAGGCAGUUCAUUUGAGAGCUCUAAUGGGUUGAUGGCUCUAAGAAGGUUAUCCCUGUCUCGGCUCUCCAUGGAGAGUGAUUCUGAGGACCUGCCCACAUUUGCCUUUCUGAAGAAGGAACCAUCUUCAACUGACAGGAAGCCACCUCAGAAGGCGAAGAACAUAGUGGUUGUCACCUCCGAUUCUGAAGCCUCCUGUCCUCCAUCACCAGGCCGCAGAGGUCCACCAUGUGUCCCCAGUGCAGCUGGAGCUCCCCCACAAGCAGGGCCAGUCAGAGUGCUAAGCAGUAGCAGUGAGGAUGAAGAUGUAUUUGUCCCCUUGGCUGAGAGGAUCACAUGUAAGCUUUUGACAAGCAAGCAGCUGUGCCCUGAGCUCUCUAGCUCCUCACUUAAAACAGGUUUGGGUGGCCAAAAUAAUGCCAGCACACCAUGUGACUGGAAAAAGCAACCAUGGCCAAAGAUUCCUGAUGUUCCUCUCCACAGUGCCUUAGAGAAGAGUGCGGCAAAUGACGAGGACUCUCUCUUAGACAAUCAGGGCCGUCAGCUUCCAGCCCACCAGGCUACCUGCAGGGAGUUGGCAGUCUCCAAAACAAAUUCCGACCUCCCUCUACCCAAGAAGAGAACCAAGCACAUUCAGACAGUCCAGAGCGGAGGCUCUCAGGGAUGCUGGCGACCAGGACGGGCAAGCAGGAAGGAAAACACCCCAAGGCAGCAUGAAAGAAAAAAGAAGGCAGAGAUGAUCAAGAGGCUCAAAGCCCAGAGGCCAGAGGAAUGCCUGAAGCACAUCGUGGUGGUGCUGGAUCCAGUGCUUUUACAGAUGGAAGGUGGAGGCCAGCUCCUGGGAGCGCUGCAGGCCAUGGAGUGCAGCUGUGUGAUUGAAGCCCAAGCCAUACCUCGAAGCAUCACUUGGAGGAGGAGGAGGACAGAGCUGGUAGAGGAUGGAGAUGACUGGAUGGAAGAGCCAACAAUUCUGGUGUUGGUCCUGGCAGAGGUCUUCAUGUCCAUGGCCUACAACUUAAAGCAGGCAAGUCCUAGCAGCACUGAGAAAGGGAAGGAGACCCUUCGGAGCUUUGUAACUGAUGUCACAGCAAAGACGGGGAAAGCAUUGUCACUGGUGAUUGUGGACCAGGAGAAAUGCUUCAGGCCUCAGAAUCCCCCAAGGAGAAGGAAAUCAGGAACGGCAAAUAAACAGGCCAAAGCGAAGCAUCAGCAGAGGCAAGAGUCUAGCACGGGACUCAUGGUGUCCAGGGCAGACAUGGAGAAGGCACUGGUGGAUCUGCAGCUUUAUACAGAAGCCCAGGCUUGGAUCGUGCAGAGCUGGAGAGAGCUGGCUGACUUCACCUGUGCAUUUACAAAGGCUGUGGCUGAAGCACCCUUCAAGAAACUCCGGGAUCAAGUCACCUUUUCCUUCUUCCUGGAGAAAGACUGGGCUGGAGGGAUGAAAGUGGACCAGUCUGGCAGGGGACUGGCACUGAUCUGGAGGCGGCAGAUCCAACAGCUGAACCGAGUCAGCUCGGAGAUGGCCAGUGCUAUUGUGGACGCCUAUCCCUCACCGCAGCUCCUGGUGCAGGCUUAUCAGCGGUGUUUCUCUGAGCAAGAACGCCAGAAUUUGCUGGCUGACAUACAAGUGCGACGUGGGGAAGGUGUGACAGCCACCUCCCGCCGUGUUGGGCCAGAAUUAUCCAGGCGGAUCUACCUUCAAAUGACCACAGUGCAACCAGAUCUCAUCUUAGACAGUGUUGACUGAUAUCCCACCUUGGCUAUUGACAGUAGACAGGCCAGAAGUACCUCCUUGGUACAGUUAGGGAGCAAGUCUCCCAUCUCUGGGAACAGAGAAGGCUGAGUCACUUGAAUCUACCUCCACCAGCACUCAUGUUUCUCUCCCAGCAAGCGAGAUGUCAUGGACAGCCAUCCCAUCCCAUCCCAGUUGACCCUCACAGCACAAAGGAGAAAGGCAGACCACUCAGACAUGGAUUUAAUAAUUGUAGAAAUCCAAGAAAUAAGCAUCAAAUCUCGAAGUCAGAGUGAACUCUUGCCUGCAGGUUGGCUUGACUAUGCCCAGCCACUGAGCUGCCUCAACCAGCCAGGGAACUAUGAUGAGGCUGACUCCUGUUUUCAUGAUGUCACCAUGUGUAUGUAGUAUGUAUUUUGUCUCAAUAAAGCCUUUGUACCAA